AUGGAGGAGAAGUGGUGGAAUCUUUAUGACAAAUUGUGGGUUGUUAUCAGCAAGAUGAAUGGUAAAGGACCCAACAAUAUGUUAGCCAAAACAUCACCAUUUGUAGGACCGACUCUUGGUCAAAGGGCACGUGGUUUGGUUGAGUCAUUAAACAUUCCUGCUGCUGAAGUGGCUGCAGUUGUUGUAGCAGGAGGGAUUGGUACUGCUUUGACUGCAAAACCUAACAAAAAUGUUGAUAAAGCUAUGGUCUUACGAGGAGAGAGGUGUCCUAGAAUUAUUUAUCGCCUUGUUAUUCUCUAUUUGUGUAAAUCUUCUCUGGAAAGGGCAUCACGGUGUGUCCACCAGUUUAUCUCACUUUUGCCUUGCCUUUUAAAUGCUGACGAUGAGCAAAGCAAAAGUAGGCUGCAACUUAUUAUCUGGUAA
Messenger RNA from Sphenostylis stenocarpa, 423 nucleotides. NCBI's taxonomy places the organism in Eukaryota, Viridiplantae, Streptophyta, Magnoliopsida, Fabales, Fabaceae. The record is from the annotation of a GenBank genome assembly.